Olea europaea var. sylvestris is the source of this 1119-nucleotide messenger RNA. RefSeq lists its product as uncharacterized. The coding region runs from base 1 to 1119 and encodes 372 amino acids. NCBI's taxonomy places the organism in Eukaryota, Viridiplantae, Streptophyta, Magnoliopsida, Lamiales, Oleaceae. The transcript has 3 exons. The record is from RefSeq and is a predicted model, not a curated record.
AUGGCAGCAAAUCAUGUUUCUACAUCCAUGUUUUCCUAUACUCCUAACCAAGUUCCCAUAUUUGAAGGAGAGCAUUUUGAUUAUUGGAGUAGUCAAAUGGAGACACUCUUCAUUUCGCAAGAUUUGUGGGAAGUUGUUGAAGAUGGAUUUUCGGAACCUGAUGAUAAUGAAGAAGAAGAAGAAGAAUGGACGGAGGCUCAACAAAAAGAUUACAAGAAAAAUUUAUGGAGAGAUGCAAGUGCUCUUAGAUUUAUACAACAAGGAUUAAGCAAGACCAUAUAUCCUCGAAUUCACGGUGUCAAAAGAGCCAAGCAAGCUUGGAAUAUCUUAAAUGAGGGAUUUCAUGGCAAUGACAAGGUGACAUCUCUAAAGCUUCAAUCUCUUUGGAGGGAGUUCGACAAUUUAUCAAAAAAAGAUAAUGAAAUUACGCAAUUCUAUCUAACUCGAGUCUCCGAAAUAGUAAAUCAAAUCAGAAGCCUUGGCGACACAAUUCAAAAGGUCCUUCGAAGCCUUCCCGCGAAAUAUGAUUAUAUUGUCGCCGCUAUUGAAGAAUCAAAAGAUUUGUCUAAAUAUACUUUUUACGAUUUGAUGAGUUCCCUGCAAGUACAUGAAGAAAGAAUUGGCAGCGGCAAGAAGGCAGAGGAGUAUCUUCCUAAGGAAGAGGAGGUUCUUUCCAAGGAAGAGGAGAAUCAUCACGAGGACAAGGAUGAUCAUUUCGAGGAAGAGGAAAAGGAAGAUCACAAGAACAAAGAUGAGAAGGAUGAAGCAAACUUUUCCAAAGAUGAAGAUGAACAGCUUUUCUCUUGUAUGACGGCUCAACAACAAUCAAAAAAUGUGUGGUACCUAGACAGCGGCUGCAGCAGUCACAUGACUGGAAAUAAAAAAAUUUUCAUUGAUCUUGAUAAGAAUUUCAAUUCAGAAGUGAAGCUUAGUGAUGGAAAGUUACAUCGCACUGAAGGAAAGGGAACUAUUGCUGUUCAAACUAAAGGAGGUAACCAAAAGCUCAUUGGUGAUGUUCUUUAUGUGCCUAAUUUGACUAGUAACCUCCUUAGUGUUGGACAACUGCUACGCAAAGGAUAUUGUUCAAGCCGUGAGCAUGAUCUCAAGGUUCAUGAAUGA